GGCUCCAGGAUGCCAGGAUGCCAGCUUGAGUUGGCUGAGAGUUUGGCAGCAGAAGCUCAGCCUGGCGAAACAUUUCUCUUCGCUAGUUGCCGAUCAGACUCUCGCCAUGCCGGGCGCGGCGUCCUUGCUACGGGACAGUCACGCUUUAGCGGAUGGCCAUAGCGCAGAGGACCUGACGCUGUUGCUCGCCCCGGCGCCCAAAGCACGAGGCGCCGGCUUCUUUGUGGAGGCUCCGAGCAGCUUCGAGCCCACCAGCUUCGGCGGCCACGGGCAUGGCGCGGCCCCGAGCAAUCCGGAUGAGGCCUUGGCGCAGGCCAAGGCGGGGCUCAAGACGUGCGCCCUGGGCUUCAUGGCCUCCAGCGCCGCGUUGCUCAGUGCUUACGUCACGUGGAGCCUGGAGAAGAAGCAUUUCGAGCACGAGGUGCACGAGGUGAGUGGGAGGAAGGGUACUUCAGUGAGUUCGGCACGCUCGAAGUCGCGAAGUCGCUUGGCUUUCGUAUCGCUCAGCACCACGAGCGUCACGGCCACGGCGCGAGGCACUAGAUGCAAAUGCGCCGAAGAAAUUCGGGAGGCAUUGCCCUGGAAGAGAAUCCAGUUCAACUGAUGGAGCGAGCGCGCAACGUGAGAGGGAGGCAUACCCAUGUGUGUCAUAUCCGGAAUCCCUUUGACCGGGGCUCACAUCGGGCCUGCUUGAACCCGAA
This is a messenger RNA of Effrenium voratum, 701 nucleotides long. The record is from the annotation of a GenBank genome assembly. Lineage: Eukaryota; Dinophyceae; Suessiales; Symbiodiniaceae.